AUGCGGGACAUGAUGGCUAGGGUUCACGUGGCCUGCAUUUCCGGCCUGGUGGCUUGUCUCGGCCGAAGGAUCUCCAAGGGCGGCUUCACGGUGAACAUGCUCAAGAUCGGCGCCGACCAUCGCCGCAGGUGGCCCGACAUGGUACCAAAGGUCCGGCAGACCCAGAGCUGGCUGGUUGGCAAGCUCCAGGAGUAUUCCGAGAGCAAGGAGCGGGGCUAG
This is a messenger RNA of Symbiodinium natans, 219 nucleotides long. The record is from the annotation of a GenBank genome assembly. Lineage: Eukaryota; Dinophyceae; Suessiales; Symbiodiniaceae.